Molecule: messenger RNA, 1224 nt
Organism: Budorcas taxicolor (takin)
Lineage: Eukaryota; Metazoa; Chordata; Mammalia; Artiodactyla; Bovidae
Gene: TACR1
Product: tachykinin receptor 1
Exons: 5
Coding region: 1-1224 (407 amino acids)
Biological process (GO): positive regulation of flagellated sperm motility; G protein-coupled receptor signaling pathway
Cellular component (GO): plasma membrane; sperm midpiece
Molecular function (GO): substance P receptor activity
Source: RefSeq, a predicted model, not a curated record
AUGGAUAACGUCCUCCCAGUGGACUCAGACCUCUUCCCAAACAUCUCCACCAACAUCUCGGAGCCUAACCAAUUUGUGCAGCCGGCCUGGCAAAUUGUCCUUUGGGCAGCUGCCUACACAGUCAUCGUGGUGACCUCCGUGGUGGGCAACGUGGUGGUUAUGUGGAUCAUCUUGGCCCACAAGAGAAUGAGGACAGUUACUAACUACUUCCUGGUGAACCUGGCCUUCGCAGAGGCCUCCAUGGCUGCAUUCAAUACAGUGGUGAACUUCACCUACGCGGUCCACAAUGAGUGGUACUAUGGCCUCUUCUACUGCAAAUUCCACAACUUCUUCCCCAUUGCUGCUGUCUUUGCCAGUAUUUACUCCAUGACGGCUGUGGCCUUCGAUAGGUACAUGGCCAUCAUCCACCCCCUCCAGCCCAGAUUGUCGGCCACAGCCACCAAGGUGGUCAUCUGUGUCAUCUGGAUCCUGGCUCUCCUCCUGGCCUUCCCCCAGGGCUACUAUUCGACCACGGAGACCAUGCCCAACAGAGUGGUGUGCAUGAUCGAAUGGCCAGAGCAUCCCAACAAGAUUUAUGAGAAAGUGUACCACAUCUGCGUGACUGUGCUGAUCUACUUCCUCCCCCUGCUGGUGAUAGGUUAUGCUUACACUGUGGUGGGCAUCACACUGUGGGCCAGUGAGAUCCCUGGGGACUCCUCUGACCGCUACCACGAGCAAGUCUCAGCCAAGCGCAAGGUGGUUAAGAUGAUGAUCGUUGUUGUAUGCACCUUUGCCAUCUGCUGGUUGCCCUUCCACAUCUUCUUCCUCCUGCCUUACAUCAACCCUGAUCUCUACCUGGAGAAGUUUAUUCAGCAGGUUUACCUAGCCAUCAUGUGGCUGGCCAUGAGCUCUACCAUGUACAACCCCAUCAUCUACUGCUGUCUCAAUGACAGGUUCCGUCUGGGUUUCAAGCAUGCCUUUCGGUGCUGCCCUUUCAUCAGUACUGGCGACCAUGAAGGGUUUGAAAUGAAAUCCACUAGGUACCUCCAGACCCAAGGCAGCAUCUAUAAAGUCAGCCGCCUGGAGACCACUGUCUCCACAGUGGUGGGGGCUCAUGACGAAGACCUGGAGGAAGGCCCCAAGGCCGUGCCCUCAUCCCUGGACGAGAUCUCCAAUGACCCCUCUCACAGCGACUCUAAGACCACGAUGGAGAGCUUCAGCUUCUACUCCAACAUGCUCUCCUAG